CUCAUGUUUUUUUUUAUUUCCCUUUCUCAUGUCCAGCCUCCUUACGUUUCCUCUCGUUGCAGAGCAAAACCUAAAAGACAUCCUCAUUGGUGGAAAAUCAGGAAAAAACAUCAGCACCACCCCACUUCUGCUUUUCUCCGGGGAAACAGGAACCGAUACCAGCCACGCUCAUGUUUCAGGUUCCUCGCAGACCUCCUUCCUCUGCCAGCUGAAGCGUUUCCUGGGUGCCGUCCUGCCUCGCCAGCACCCCGAGGCUCCUCUGCUCCAGCUGGACUCUUUGAUGUCGCUGCCUCCCCUGAAGCUCGGCUUGACCUCCAGCGAGACCCUGCUGGCAGGAACGAUCAGGUCCUCGGCUCCCACCAUCCUCUCCUUCGCUAAGCGGGGCUCGGCGCUUCCGGUCAAACAUGGAGAGCUGGCCUUGUCUCCUGCUCUGUUGGAGGAGCUCAGGGGGAGGCUGGAGCAGACUGUGGCUCGGAUAUCGGAGAUAAUACGGGAGGAGAAGGUAGCUGAUGGAGCCGUGGAGAGGCUGGAGAGGCUCAGAGAAGUCAGUGAGAUUCAGUUGAAGGAAGCUGCGUCAGGAGAGACUCAGUUCCGAGCGUUUCUCCUGCUGAAGGCCCUCCAUUCAGUGACCUUUUCCUACGACAUGCAGAGACGACUGAGAGCCGGCAGAAAGGGCCGAAACAACCCAGCGGGGGUCAGCGUCUGCGGGCUGAGGAGCCUCACCGUGUCCCUGGAAAGGCACCUGGUCGGCCCGCACACCGCCAACAUCAACAACUGCUACGGCUCCUGUGCUUUCCCCCUGACCAACGCCAACAACCACGCCGUCCUGCUCAACUCCCACAUCGAGAGCAGCAGCGUGGACGAACGGGCGCCGUGCUGUGUUCCUGUGGCCUACGAAGCUCUGGAGGUCAUGGACUGGAACGAACAGGGAACCUACCUGUCCAUUAAACAGGAUAUGAUAGCCAAGGAGUGUGGAUGUCGCUGAGACAGUCUAUAUAUAUAUAUAUAUAUAUAUAUAUAUAUAUAUAUAUAUAUAUAUAUAUAUAUAUAUAUGUAUAUAUAUAUUAGAUUUUACUAGUUUAGUUGAACACUCACUGACCUCUGUCACCUCACUGUCGUUUAUGUGUUGCAUGCAGUAUUUAGACACUAGCUCUAAAUGCACAUUAUUCACAGUUUACUGUCACAGAGAUAGAUGAUGCACAGAAUAGAGUGUUUCUCAUAAUAAUAUAUCAUAAAUAAAGAGAUAAAUUGUCAAACAAACAGUUUUUAUCAUCUUCCACUCUAUGCAAAUAUUCUAUGAAAUAAAAUAAUUCCUUAUAAGGCGCUUGUACUAAUCAUUAAUGUAACUUUAACCCUCCUGUUGUCCUCAUUUACGGGCAGAAAAAAAUAUUGUUCCUGACAAAAAUUCAGCAAAAAAAAUUCCCCAAAUUUAUUUUUAAAAAAUUAGCAAAAUCUUCAGGAAGAAAAUUUCAAAAAUUCCUUAAAAGUUUCCCUUAAAAGUUUUAUUUAAAAAGUUGAUACUGACAAUAUUAGACUGUUUUACACUGUUUGGGUAUAUAUAUAUUUAAAAUUAAUGAUGCUAAAAUCAAGAUUUCAUUUAAUCAUUUUUAAAUAUUCACUACAUAAGAUAAAUAUUUCUUAAAACCAAAGCAAAAAGUACAAGUCCAGAGAGACAAAUUAAAUCGUAUUUGCAUGUUUUGGUGGAAGAGUCAUUUGUUGCAUGCAGUAUUUAUAAACUAGCCGUAAAUGCACAUUAUUCACAGUUUACUUUCACGUGAUGCACAGAUCAAAGUGUUUCUCACACUUAGAAAUAAUCAUUUUUACUGAAGCAAAGAAGAAUUAUUAUCCAAGAAAGAGGUUAAAUGCGAGUUUUAUCAUCUUUCACUCUAUGUAAAUAUUUUGUGAAAUGAAAUAAUUAUUAUCGGGCACGUGUACUAACUAUUAAUGUAAUUUCAAUUAAAUAUUUGAAUAAAAAGUCAUCAUUUAAUCAAAGCAAACCUUUUUAAUCUGUGACAAAGCCACUUAAGAUGACCAUUAUUACUGAACAUGUUGCCCUGUAAGUUAAAGAUUUAUGCUGAUGUCUAUAAAAAGACAAUUUUGCAACGUGUUGAUAGAUGGCAUUACAAAAUUAGGGAUGCUAUAAAGAAUAUUUGACUGGAUAAUUUAAAAAAUGCAUGUCCCAUGAGACAAAUGAAAUCAUAUCUGCAUGUUUUGCUGGAGGACAAAUGUUACUUCAGUUCCAUUUAUUUGCUGCAUGCAAUCUUUUUACAUUAGUUGUAAAUUCACAAUAUUACAGUUUACUUUUGUAUAGAUAAACAAUGCGUGAUGUACAGAAUAAAUCGUUUCUCACACUUAGAAAUAAUCAUGUUUACUGAAGCCAAUAAGAACUGUGUUCCAAGAGUAAAGAUAUAAUGAGAUUGUAGGUUUUAUCAUCUUCCACACCAUGUAAAUAUUUAGUGAAAUAAAAUAUGAGGCACAUGUACUAACUAACUACGCAUAUAACUGAAGUGAAGUAUUUGAAUAAAAGCUCUUUAUCUGGUCAAAGCCAACCUUUUCUCUGCUACAAAGUCACUUAACAUUUCCACUAUCAAUGAAAUUAUUGCCCUCUAAAACGCUGCUGACCAAGUAAAACUAUUUCACAAAGUGCAGGUACAUGACAUUUAAAAACUGGUGACACCAAAGCAACGCGCCUCAUUUUAAAAUAUUUAUUAAAUAUUAUAAAUGCUUUUUCACAAGCCAUCUCCUGACAGACAAACAUUGUUCUCAGCUAUACAAAUAAUGGAUAAAAUCUAGCAUUCUGAAAUAAACUUAAGACCUUCUUUAUCUGCAUCUGUUUGUGGCCCUUCAGGCUCUUUCAUGGUUUAUUCUUUAGCUUUGGGUUUCAGGAUCACUUUGCUGCCCAUCGGCUUUUUCCUUCUUCUUAUCGCUCCGACUUCUUCAGAUCCCCACCACCACAUGAACGUGUCCCACAAGGAAAUCUGGAGGCGGAAAACAGAACAAACGCAGAGACUGAUUCACACAGAAAUGACCCAAAUGCACACAGUAGGAAACACAAUUCUGCUUCUUUUAAUACAUUUAUAUUUGCUGAAUUGUUCUGUUGAACUUGAAAUUAAACCGACGCUUAAACAACUGAAUAAUCCUUCUGCAUGUGAUUUACAAGAAAGCACAUUGAUGCUCUUAUUUCUUUGUAAACAGGGAAUUCUAAACAAACACAAUAUAAAAUAUUUAUAUGACAAGUUGAGGAUUAAAGGUUUGCAUUCCCCACUUACAAUUUUCCUGUUCCAAAAAUGUCUGAGAGAGUUACUAAUGUUUUCUUUUAGUUCCCAAAAUGUUCUUCUUAAAGGUAAAAUAGGGAGAAGACGUUCUAAAAACGUUUGGUGGUAAGAUUGUUUGACCCUUUUGUCCUGAUGUCUUUAAAACUGAAUGUUACACUGAAAACAUCCUUCUUUCAUCAUCAUGUAGUAUAGUAGAAGAUUGUGCGAACGUUCUACAAAUUCUACACUGUGUUCCCUCCACAGCAUGCUCAGAUCAUUGCAGCCAGAAUGUUCCACCGUUGUUCACAUGUCCAAGCACAGGAACGUCUCAUGAAGAACGUUCUGUCAUCUGACAUCUCAAAAACAUCCUGCAAACUGGGGAACAUGCUUCCUUUGCUGUCAUAGUGGAAAUGUUUCAGAGAAGAACGUUCUAUAGCGUGAUCCCUCGACAAAAGAAAACUAAAUGUUGCACCUUUAAUGUGUCACAUCAGAGGAGCAUUCUGUCAGUGAGGCCUCUAAAACAUCUGGAGAACAUUUUACUGAACGUUGGUUUGAGUAUGCUCCUCUUUCAUCAAUGUGGAACAUCAUCUGUGUUUCUAACAACAUCCUCUGAAUUUGAAAUUUGAUCCAAACAUUAAUCAUUAGAACCUGCAGGCAUUUCUAUUCAGUGUUGUGGGAACGUUCCCUGCCGUUCGCUACUGCAGCUCUCAUGGCUGUGCUUUCCUUUUGCAAUUUACCUCCUUUAGGUUUUUUAAUUUACAUUUUAACAAACGGCAGAGCAUCGCCCGGUUACUCUUUCAUCACCACUGCAGGGUCAGUGGCCUACAGAGGCUCAUAAUAAGUUUUAUGGAAGUAAAUAUAACCACACUUGCAGUGACGUAUAACCUAAUAUCUUCAUUUAGAUCACAAAUCAGUCACUUUCUAUUCACCAUUCGAGUCUCUGCUCCAUGGAAAUAGCAGCACCUUAAACCACCUCGUGCAGUUUGUUACACUUUUGUUAAUUUGCACGACUUAACCUCAGUUUUGUCAAGCGGGAGAAAGUAGGUGAAAUUAUUCAAGCUUUCAAAGGCACUGUGAACGCAAAAACUGUUGUUUAAAUCAGGAAAAUUACAAUAAAGUAACGAUGGUGCCAGUUUAUGGUCGUCAUUUGUGAGUUGAUUGAAAGUGGAUAUUUGUAAAUUCUCAGCCGAACAAAUGGAUCGACUUAUUUCCUUAUAUUGACAUGAUGUUCUUUAGAGUUUGAUUGUUUAAUAUGAGGCAAAUGAGGCAAAUAUGGUGAAAUAAAUCUACUCGGUGCACUAAAAUAACUGUGCCACAAAAACCUCCUUGAAAUUAAACCUUUAAAGGACUCAGUACAAAAACCGAACGGGUAAGUUAAACAAGGACAGACAAUACCUGAGGUAAUGAACCUUCCUGCAGGCUUCUUACGAACGACCUGAUACCCGUCUCCUCAACAAAGGCAUCCAGAGCUUCUAGAAAAAAACAAUCUUAAAUAAUCUGAAGGCCUGAUUGAUUAAACAUAGAAGGGAGAGUUAAAAUGAGAAUAAAAGCGAUAAUGAAAAUAUUACAAAAAAGCUAAAAUCACUCUUACAAGCAGAAGCACAGGAUCUUUGUAUUGUGUAUGCUGCAUAUUACUGCAGUAAAACUUUCUUUAAUCUAUAUAAUAAUCAUUUAUUGCAUUUAUUUGCUUUCCUGCAGGUAAAGUGACUGAACAUGAGAAGCAGAACUCACCAUGGACUUCAUUAACUCCGGAGCUCACCAGCAGAACAACCAGAGCCAGAACUAUGCAGCGGUUCAUCGUGAAUCCCUUCCAUGGAUUUGGAACAUCGCUCAAGCUUUCGAUUGACAGAAUCCGGUCAUAAGACACUUGAAAAAGACGCAAACAAACCUCAUGUACUGACUGUAGUUUCCACAGAGCUCAUUCUUAUAGUUUUUUAGGGUUAAUAUUUGUCUUACUUGUGUUUCAGAUGGUCCAAUUCCAGCUUCGAAAGCAGGUUUGAGUUGUGACCUGGAUCCAAACUGAAGCUGCAACGUGAAAAUUUCAGUUUUUGUACAGUACAUUUUGCUAAUUAUAGGUGUCUCUACUGCACAGUCUUUCAAACUGCACUGUAAGAAGGCGGCUUAAAAUAGACAGCUGCAGCUCCUCGAGAAACACAAAUAUGAUUCUCAGCUGCUGAGUUGAGUUUUAUAUGAAAUUCUGCAGGGGAAAAAAGAUAAACUUACCUGAUUUGCCCCGUUAGUCGUGACUCACUAAAUAAACGAGUGUUAAUAGAGUUGUGUCGCUGCUGAUUUAUGACGUGAAGAACCAGAGACGGGGUUAAAUACACCCUGCUUUGCUGUUUGAUUGACAUCCACAGAUGUGAGGUGUGGAAAAAAAGGAAAAUGACGUUCAUAGAGUGUACGAACACUGUUCUUUUGAGCAACUGGCCUGUAGUUUGGUGAGAAUUACCAGCAUUAUACUGCAUUUCACUGGUGGGAAACAUUAGGUGCCAGAUGGGAUAAAGAUAAUUAUACUUACUAGACUUGCCUCAGAGGAGAAGGUCUAAACAGAUACCUGGCAGACAGAUCCAUCGCAGCAAUUAAGAGCUAAUUAGUGACUUAAGAUCACCUUGACAGUGCAUCUGUUGAAGGAGGCUGCAGUGUUUUUGAUCUGAUAAUGAGCCUGAGCUACUGUAAGCAAAAAUCCAGCACUGACAGAGUAUGUAAUGUAGUACCAAAAUGGGCUUAAAGUAUCAAAAAUACCUCAGAAAAAGUAGUCAAGUUAUCAGGUUAUCUCGAGGAUGUAAACAACUGGAUGCAACAAAACUUUAACUAAAUAAAGGUAAGCCUGAAAUAAUUCUGUUAGGAAUGCUGGUACUCAGGAUUUACCUUCAAUCCAGUGCACCUGGAUGAGUAAUUACAUUUUUAAUUGACUGAAUUUAUUGUUUAAGACCCAACUUAUUGGUUAUACACAUCUCUGCACAGUCUAGGCCCAAAAUUUUCUAUUAAUUUUGAAAGUAUACUAAAGUAAGUUGUUGUUUUUCCCCGCUGUUUUUAUUUCAUCCAUUUUAUUUUGUAUGAAGACUGGUAUCUCAAUGAAUUUAAAAAUUAAGAUAGAUAGAUAGAUAGAUAGAUAGAUAGAUAGAUAGAUAGAUAGAUAGAUAGAUAGAUAGAUAAUGUACAAAUUAUAGUAUAGAAAACAUGUCAUUUGCAAAGAUUUUUUUUAAAAACAGAAUGUCCAAAUUGACUUGCAUAUCUAAAAUCUUAAUGUAACAAAAACAGAACAAAAAUUAAUUUUACUUUGCUGUUUUUAAUUUUUUUUUCUUUUAUUUAAACAUGUUUCUUUUUGCCUUUGCCUGUAAAGCCCUAACCCCUGUGUAUUAGAUGCUAUAUAGAUACUUAAUAAAUGUUUUUUAACGUG
Messenger RNA from Acanthochromis polyacanthus (spiny chromis), 6654 nucleotides. It is a transcript of the gene amh, whose product is annotated as anti-Mullerian hormone. The transcript is spliced from 3 exons. Gene Ontology annotation, molecular function: growth factor activity. Gene Ontology annotation, biological process: gonad development. Lineage: Eukaryota; Metazoa; Chordata; Actinopteri; Pomacentridae. The record is from RefSeq and is a predicted model, not a curated record. Bases 29 to 985 code for a protein of 318 amino acids.